Molecule: messenger RNA, 5094 nt
Organism: Poecile atricapillus (Black-capped chickadee)
Lineage: Eukaryota; Metazoa; Chordata; Aves; Passeriformes; Paridae
Gene: PECR
Product: peroxisomal trans-2-enoyl-CoA reductase
Exons: 8
Coding region: 38-946 (302 amino acids)
Biological process (GO): phytol metabolic process
Cellular component (GO): peroxisome
Molecular function (GO): trans-2-enoyl-CoA reductase (NADPH) activity
Source: RefSeq, a predicted model, not a curated record
GCUGAGGCGGGCAGGGAAGGAGGCAGGGAGGGGGAAGAUGGCGGCGGCGGGGCGCGGGCUGCUGGCGGCGGGGCUGUUCCGCGGGCGGGUCGCCAUCGUCACCGGCGGCGGCACCGGCAUCGGCAAGGCCAUCGCCGCCGACCUGCUGUCGCUAGGUUGCAGUGUUGUUAUUGCCUCUCGUAAAUUCGACCGAUUAAAAGCUGCUGCAGAAGAGCUGAAUAAUAGAUUUGCUUCCAUGAGUCCUGCCCAAGUGACUCCCAUACAGUGCAAUAUCCGCAAAGAAGAAGAGGUAGAAGCUUUGGUGAGGUCUACACUGAGUCUGCAUGGGAAGAUUGACUUCCUGGUGAAUAAUGGAGGGGGCCAAUUUGCAAGUCCUUCUGAAGCCAUCCGUGCAAAAGGCUGGAAUGCCGUGAUAGACACAAAUCUGACAGGGACCUUCUAUUGUUGCAAAGCAGUGUACAAUGCCUGGAUGCAGGAACAUGGAGGAGCCAUUGUCAACAUUACUGCUGCCGUGAGAAAUGGCUUUCCUGGAAUGUCGCACACAGGAGCUGCAAGAGCUGCAGUGAAUAACCUAACCAAGACUUUAGCUUUAGAAUGGGCUCACAGUGGAGUGAGAAUCAACAGCGUUGCUCCUGGACUGGUAUUUUCGGAAACUGCUGUUGCAAACUAUGGAGAACAAGGUGUAAUGAUGUGGUUAAAGAGCAUACCAAAGGUUCCUGCCAAGAGGUCAGCUGUUCCUGAGGAGAUCUCUCCUGCAGUAUGUUUCCUGCUGUCUCCAGCUGCAUCAUUCAUAACUGGGAUAACCAUGGUUGUGGAUGGUGGCCAGAGUCUGUACAGCAAUACCCUAGAAAUACCCGAUCAUGACAGAUGGCCCUCACCACCAGAAGGAAAAAAUUCAGAAAUGCUGAAAAAGCUUCUUUCUGGCGAGUUCAAACCAAAGCUGUAAAAUGAAGAUAUUUUACCUUGUUCCCAGUUGCAGCCUUGCUGAUAAUGUCACUUUGUGAUUUAGCCUUAUUAUUCUCAGUAAUUUUUUUUUUUUCCUCAUAUGUAACUGCAUUAAGUGCCUUGAUUUUUUUGUUGGUUUAUAUUUAAAACUUUUGAAAGGCUUUACAUUGUACGUCUCUGUAAACACUCACCCUGAAAACAUUCAAUCUUUUGGGAAGGGAAAAGAUCAAAAAGACAAACUAUCCAUUUGCAUGGGUAUCAAGUAAUGAAGAAUCCCAGAUCCCAGCCAGAAGUGAAUAAAAGGAAUACUGAUUUUGCAAUGAAGGUAGCCAAGAGGGAAUGUUUAGGAAUCCUUCUGUUCUUGAUGAAUUUGCGGAGAAGGUAAUUUAAAUCUUUUUCUAUUAGUUGCAUCAGUAGCCCUUGGGUAAGUGUUAGUUGUAUUUCUGUUCACCCACAUACUGAGUGUUCAACAAUGGUUUUAAAGACCAAGUAGUGUAAGUAUUUAUCUGAAAAUAAAUAAAAAUAAGAUGGUAUACUGUUAUUAAUGUUUCAGACAAAUAUGGCAUAUCAUAUUUGGAGCGUUUUGAAUUGUUUGCAGAUAUAAUGACAUAAUGGUGUUAAGCUGGCUGCAACUUGAUAACAGAAUAAGCAGACAAUAAAUACAGUGAUAGAAACAGUAUAGAUUCAACAAUUUAGCAUGUAAAAUCUGUGGUGUAUAUUGUAGUGCUCUCUGCAGUAUGCUACACUAGUAAAUGAGAACUUUGGAAUUCUUCAUCUGCCAGCUAAAACACCUUUUAUCCAUACUGUGUUGUCUUACAAUGUUAAUUUUGUUCAUUACUGCCUUUAGAUGUGAUUUUUGUGAACAAUGAAGAGAUGCCAUUUAGAAACUGGAAAUCUUGUAAUACAUCCCUUGAAGAAGCUAUAUUUGUAAAUUUUUCAUUCAUUUUAAGGCAAAUGUUCCCAUGUCUGCUAACUUUAGUGAAAAUAUAAAAAAUAUUAAAGACUGUGUUUGUUUGCUAUAAAAACUGAAAUUCCUGGAAUCUAGUUGCUGCUAUAGAAAGGAACUUUAAAUACUUCAUUUUGGACUGAAUGUAGGAGUCUGAUGGAUGUUUGAUUUUUGUGUCUUUCAUUAAAAUACGUGUCCUCAUAUAGGUACAUGUAGAUUGCUUUUUCAUGAAAACGAAAUGAAUGCCAGUUCUGGGGGGAGAGGAGGAAUUUGAGCACACAACCAAGUGUGUUCUUUCUGCUUUAUGCUCUUUCCUUAGUAACUGGACAGUCAUUUAUGUGACUGUGAGAAAUUAGUACAGAGAUAAAGCUAAUUUUUUCACACCUCUUGUGUAAGGUAUCUUUUGUUUAUUGAAAAUAUUAGUUUAAGGUGCUCAGCAAGAGGAUUCCUGGAAGCAAAUGCACCUGUUAGAUAACUAACUCUAGAAGUCUAGCCCAUUGCAUUCAAGUGAAAUUAUUCCGUUUAUUAACACAUUCUUUCAACAUUCUUAACAUCUUUCUGGAAAAGAAGGUUAAACAUGAAUAAAACAUGACUUGUGGAACUUACUUGAUGUUUGACUGUGAGUUUCUACGGUACAUGUGCAGUGUGGAUUUAAAGUGAAGUGGAAGUGAAUUGAUGACUUCUGUUAUAUCCCCCGAAUGUUCACUGAAAGAUUAUGUAAAAAAGAAAAGAUUUCCAAGUACAAACUUGGAGACCAUAAAUUUUUAAUCUUGCAGAUUUCCUCUUUACUGUGCUAUAGUGUGAAUAUUCAUAAAGAGGGGAAUUUUAUAUGUAAUGAUGGUGAAAUUCAUCAUUAACCUCAGGAACUUACGAGAACAUUAGAAAGGUGAGCAUUCUCCCAUGUGGGAGACAGGUUCAGUCUGCAAGUAAUAAAUUCCUUCACAUGUAAAACUAUAACAAACCUUUCUGCUUGUGCUGAAUAUAGUUUGACCUUGCCUUCUUCAAAUUUCAGCAAAGCAAUGGAUGUACUAAGAUGUUAGUUCUUUAGAAGAGGGUGUGUGCUUUUUUUUUUUUUUUAAACUGGCAGGAGGUUGAAGCAGGCAGCAUUCAUGGAGCUGUAAUGUGCUCAGCUUAGUGCAAUAGGAGAAUAUACUCAGAAUACUCUAAGGGUAAAUCUGGUUUAAAAAUAGAGAAAAUACAUCCUCAGAAGGAGAAGGGGAAAUAUCAGUGUUGUCUGCUUUUCUUUGCUUUUUCUUUUUUUUCCCUCAGUAAUAAUACAAAGGUUCCCCCAUGAGUUGAGGAUUACUGUACAUAAUAUUGAAAUGUUUAUCACAAUUUUUUAGAUAUUAGGAUAGUAACUCCCUUGCUGUAAUGUAAAAAAUAAUCACAGCCUUUCUUUUUUUUUAUUUGGAUUUUUGUUUUGUUUUUAUUUGUAUUUCAUAGGGGUUUUUGUUUUUCUGUUUUUUAUCUUGCACCAUGGAUUACAUGAAGUGUUUAAUUCUCAGAACAGAGCUUUUAUUUUGGUCUUGGCUCUUUGGUCCAUUUUUAUGUAGAUAUAAAAUUAUUUUGAAAGUUUUGCAGCACAUUGCAGAAACCCAGUAUUGUGUCAGCUGGCAGCAAGAAUGUUUCAGGUGUCUGCUGUAGUGCUGCAGAUAAUAUCAACGGUAGUAAAGCUCUUCCUAUGCCAACAACCCAUGAUCAAAGGACAUUGAGAGGUUAAAAGAAAUGGGUGUGGUAGCAAAAACAUCCUUGACCUUAUGAUUGGGGUAUCUGGAGUUCAGAGAACAGAGAAUUUGAUUUAUUUUACAAGGAAGGUAAAAGCAACUGUGAGAAAAGGGCUAAGGAACCUCAUGAAGAAUCAGAGAUUUACUGACCAAACACUGAACCUUAAACAUUUACUGCACUGUAUAAUUGUAAUAAGCAAAGAGAAGACUAUUAGAAUGACAGUUACAUUUACCAUUCUGUUAGAAAAGCUCUUUUUGGUUGCUUUAGUGUUUACACCUGGCUAAGCCUUGCCUAUUCUGCCUAAUUCUUAUCAGAUAUUCAUUUGAUGGAUGAAUAGGUGCUUACCAACUGUUACUGUCUGGUGUUAUAUCUGAAUAUGUGUCAUAGAACUUUACAUUUGUGACAGCAGUGUAAUUCAAUGAAGGAGAACUUCUGUAAAUAUCUGUCAACUGCACUGGUGUUAUGUUUUACAGAUUUCUCUUUGUGUUAAGCAGAAUUUUGUUCAUUCAGGGUAUUUAUUUAACAUAAGGGGAAGUCUGAUUAUUCUGUGGGUUUACUUUAGUGUAAAAUGAAGUCUGUGUUGUAGAAAUCUUCAUUUUUAAAGACUAACAGUUGUUAUGUUUGCUAAAAGGAGAACAGUCUGUGCAGUGUCAUUCUGCAGUAAGGUCCCUUGUCUGCUUUAAGAUGUAAAUGAACAAAUAUGAGGCAACCAUUGCUUGUUAUAAGCAUUUAUGGCUGUGUUUAGUCUUCUGAGCAGUCACACAAAAUAUCCCAUAUAAUCUUUAAGAAAGUGUGCUCUUUGCAAGAUAGUAUAAUUACAUAUACUUCUAAUGAGCAUCUCCAAGUUUCCCCUUGGCAUCUCAAAUAGCAACCUUGUGUUAAAUGGCUGAGUGCUGCAGGUGUUAGGGGAGUUGUCUUAUUAGUAAAGGCAACAGUGUCUGUAUUCUGCAUUACUGAAUACAGCCAAGACUUACAGGUAAAUGAGUUACUUCAUAAACUUCACUGGUGGGGUUGGAGCAGACAAACCUAUCAGGACUACUGCCCAACAUCACUUAGUGUAUAUAACAUUUUUAUGAAUCUCCCAGCAGUGGUUUAGGACUCUCCUCCCCAAGAUACCUGCUCUCCCUUUCUUUUCACACCAACCUUACAGUGGUAGUGCAUUUGUAUUGGGUAGAAGUACUAAGAUGCAGGCACUUGUUUCCUUCUGUCAUGGGAAGGCAGAAGAGCAUAGCAGACAAAGGUUUGAAAUAAUACUGCUGUUUGCUCAAUGCAUGUGAGCUGGUUUUAAGUUUAUAAACAGACUGUUGGUCCUCCUACUGAUGAGGAAAGAUUCUGGAUCAUGUUAUAACAUCCUGGCAUCACACGCUUUACCCUACUGCAGUUCCUAGAAGAAGCCAUUUUGACUUCUGUUACCUGCUCUGUCUCCAGCAGCUUGUUCCUUUGUCAGUUAACCCCUCCUUUGUUAAAAUAUAUACUAA